UUAGCUUGCAAGCUGAUCCGUCACUUCUUCAGACAUUUCACGCCAGCAUGGUUCGCUGCCAUUAUGGGGACCGGUGUCAUCGCAAUUUUGUGGCACAACUCCCCUUACGCGUACGACUCGAGGACUGUAAAGGUUUUCGCCUAUACAUUCUUCUUCCUCAACCUACUCCUCUUUAUUUUCUUCAACAUCCUUACCAUACUACGCUACACCAUGUUUCCAGAAAUAUGGCCAGCCUUGAUCUAUCAUCCAACGCAAAGCCUCUUCCUUGGAACAUACCCUAUGGGCGCGGCCACUCUCAUCAACGUUGCCGUUGGCGUCAUUUACACAGAAGACGGAUUUGGCGGGAAACCCUUCUUGUACACCCUGUGGGCAUUCUGGUGGGUCGACGUCGCUUUGUCGGUGAUGAGCGCAUAUGGAAUUGUCUACCUUAUGUUCACGCGGCAGAAGCACGCACUGGAGAGUGUAACCGCCGUGUGGCUUCUUCCGGUCGUACCGCUCGUCGUCAUCUCGUCUAGCGGUGGAGUCCUCGCCGCACCCCUGGUCAACUACUCCGCGUCGAACAGCCUCAUCACGCUUGUCAUCUCCACCGCCUUGGUGAUCAUGGGGCUGACACUGGCGUUCAUGAUGCUGUCGCUCUAUUUCCUACGGCUAGCCAUCUACGGCGUUCCUAGAGGCGGUGGAGUGGUCAGCGUGUAUAUUCCACUCGGUCCCCUGGGGCAAGGCGGGUACUCCAUCCUACUCCUCGGCGCAGGCUUCAAUUCGAUCCUGCCCCUGCAUCACGGAAGCUCUGCCGUCCUGCGUCUGGAGACAGUCGGACAGAUCAUCGAAGUCGCCACUCUCGGUCUCGCCCUGACGCUCUGGUCCAUGGCCUCGCUGUGGUUGGUGUAUGGCGCGAUAGCGACAAUCGAUGUGAUCUGGCAUGAAAAAAUCCUAUUCCGGCAGGCCUUCUGGAGCCUUGUUUUCCCGAACGGCGUGUACGCGAACUUGACGAUCCAGCUGUACCGCGUCACGGACUGGACGUUCUUCCGCGUGUGGGGCGCUAUCUAUGCGCUCGCUACGCUGAUACUGUGGGCGUGGGUGUUUGUGCGGACCUGCGUGCUGGUAUAUAGCGGGGCGAUGUUCCACGCGCCGUGCCUCGACGACGUCGACAUCCACGCCACAGCGAUGGGAAAGGGCACGAAGACGGAGCACGCGCACAGUUCGAUCACGGACGUCGAGGCAGCUGGUGGGCCAGAGAGCACCGCCGUCGCCGCGAACGGGCGCAGCCAUAGCGACCACUCUAUGAGCUCGGGUAGUAGACGGACACCGAGUUCCAGAUUCGAUAUCGGGCGCGGAAGAGAGCAAGAGACAUGAAGACGAAUGCAUUACAGUAAAACUACAGUAGCACACAAGUAAUAUAUAAUGUAGCGGUAGAGUACAGAGCUCCAUACACAACCACAAAUACGACACUACGAGCACAGGCACGAGCACGCGAGGCUCUGCGCUAGA
This is a messenger RNA of Dichomitus squalens LYAD-421 SS1, 1488 nucleotides long. RefSeq lists its product as uncharacterized. NCBI's taxonomy places the organism in Eukaryota, Fungi, Basidiomycota, Agaricomycetes, Polyporales, Polyporaceae. The coding region runs from base 64 to 1353 and encodes 429 amino acids. The transcript is spliced from 4 exons. The record is from RefSeq and is a predicted model, not a curated record. Gene Ontology annotation, biological process: transmembrane transport; sulfite transmembrane transport. Gene Ontology annotation, molecular function: sulfite transmembrane transporter activity. Gene Ontology annotation, cellular component: plasma membrane.